AUGGAAGUUGUGGAACGAAGAAGAGCCUUACAGCUAACAGAUCCCUCAUUCAGUGGAACAUGGAGUGCCAAUGAAUUAUUGAGAUGCAUUCACAUUGGUCUCUUGUGUGUGCAAGAUCAAGCCAAAGAUCGACCUGAUAUGCUAGAUGUGGUUUCUUUUCUGUCUAAUGAAACCAUUUUACUAGCUAAACCGAAGCAACCAGCCUUUUUCAUUAAUGCAUUAGAAAACGAGGCCACAUCUCCCGCUAAUGCGGUAGAAAAUUAUCAGAUAACAUGGAAAAGGCAUCAAGACGGAUUCUAUGCUUUAACUACAUGGCUCAACUUCAGUCAAAUUUUCCUUAAUCUGGACAACAGCACAGCAAUGCUUCAUGGAAGGAAUCUCCCCGACGAUGAUCCCCAUCCUGAUUUUAUAAGCAUCGACUGUGGAUCAUCGAAUGAUUAUUUGGACAUGGAAACUGGAAUUCGAUUUUCCUUCUUUCGGAGGACUGAUGAGCUCGCUGAAAAGCCAGAAGGAAGAAGGAACUGCUACAAUUUGAAACCAAAACAGGGCAAGAACAAUACUUAUCUCAUUAGAGCUCACUUCAUGUAUGGAAAUUAUGAUGACAAAAACAAAACUCCAAUUUCGACUUGUACGUCGGAGUCAACUUUUGGGACACUAUUGACUACAACACACUUGCUUACAUCACUGAGAUUAUCCAUCCAUGUGUGCCUCAUAAAAUCUUUCGAUGGAAUACCUUACCUUUCAGCCUUGGAACUUCGACCUUUGAGCAAUUCCAUUUAUCAAAUGCCCUCACCUUCACUUUCGAUACUAUACAAGCAAGGAGCGUUUGAUUUUAGCUUAACUUCAAACCUCUACAGCGACACCAGGUACAAGGAUGACAUUUAUGAUCGUCUGUGGCGCAAAAUUAAUGUAUCAGCUUGGUAUCCAUCCAUUAGUUCUGCUGAAAUUCAUCCUCAAAGCAUAAACAACUCUUAUAAAUUACCUGCAGAUGUCUUCCAAAUACUUUGUUUACUUUCACUUUGUGAAAUCGAGCAGCUUCGCCCUGGGCAGAAAAGAACGAUCGAUAUUACUCUUGAUGAUGAAAACAUCCUCGCCCGGCCUAUAACUCUUGAGUACUUGAAGCCGCAGACCAUUAUUGCUCCUCAUCGAAAAGCAACUCAAGGCUAUGUUCGUUUUAAUAUUAGUGCAACGUCGGAAUCUGAUGCUCCACCAAUCCUCAAUGCUUUCGAGGUUUUUAAAUUGAUAUCGCCCCUGCCUUCUCCAACAGAUAAAAGAGAUGUGGAUGCUAUCCUGGAUAUAAAAAAUGGAUAUAAGAUCACCAAAUUAGAUUGGCAAGGAGAUCCGUGUGUUCCAAAACUUGCUUGGGAGGGAUUAGGUUGCAGUUCUGGCAUUGAUGACAACCAUGCAAGGAUCACCUCAGUUGAUGUGACUGGCAACAAGCUCACAGGUUCAGUUCCAAAGGCCCUUAAAAGAAAAGUCAAAUGGAAAUUUGCAAUUAAGCAUAAAUUUGUUAUUCAACUUGCGGCUUCUGUUUCCGCUUUGGUUGUUAUCCUCCUGGUUUCUUUAGGAGUUUGGAUCUUCAAAACCAAGAAAUUAAAAGGGCAAAAAAGAUUGGAACAGAAGAAGCUAUUACAUGAAAUUGGAGAUAUUGCGAUACCAUUAAGUGUAAGCGAGAAAUGGAAAUUCAGUAAAAGUGACAAAACAGGCCAUGAAAUUCAUAUAUUCAAUUUCAAAAGCAUUGUUUUAGCGUCAGAUAAUGUCUCGUCGACAAAUAAGCUAGGUGAAGGUGGCUUUGGACCUGUGUACAAGGGAAGAUUACUGGAUGGUCGAGAAAUAGCAAUCAAAAGACUUUCUAAAUGUUCAAAACAAGGCUUAACUGAAUUCAAGAAUGAAGUCAAAUUGAAUGCCAAACUCCAAGAUACUAACUUAGUAAGACUUCCAUGGCUUCUGUAUUGA
Molecule: messenger RNA, 1956 nt
Organism: Prosopis cineraria
Lineage: Eukaryota; Viridiplantae; Streptophyta; Magnoliopsida; Fabales; Fabaceae
Product: probable LRR receptor-like serine/threonine-protein kinase MEE39
Exons: 11
Coding region: 1-1956 (651 amino acids)
Biological process (GO): protein phosphorylation
Molecular function (GO): ATP binding; protein kinase activity
Source: RefSeq, a predicted model, not a curated record